AAGAAACAACCCUUAUUUAAUGUCUUCUGUUUAUGUCCUUGUAAUGAACUUCUUUUUCACCCCCAUCUUUGCCAGAGCAUCAGCAAAGCUAUUUGCUUCUCUAAAAACCUGUUUGAAGCAAACUCCCUGGAUAAUCUCUUCCAACCUAUGGAUCUCCGCAAAUAAGUUCCAAUACCAACUUUUUGUAACCUUGGCUCUAGCUGCUGCCUCCUUAGCAAUCUCCAUCAGCAGCUGAUCCUCUUCUCCACAUAUGAAGCCUACUUGUUUGCCAAUUGACCAUGAAUCGUGAGGAGAUGAAGACUACCAUUAAUGGAUCAACCAUGGUACGCCCAGCUCGAGACACGCCAAAUCGACGUCUGUGGAACUCGAAUCUGGACCUGGUGAUAUCAAGGUAUCAUGUUACCUCGGUGUGUUUCUACAAAUCCGAUGCUUCUUCCAAUUUCUGUGACACCCAAUUGCUUAAGGAGUCUUUGAGUAACAUUCUCGUCCCGUUCUAUCCCAUGGCUGGGAGAUUGGGAUAUGAUGAAAACGGAAGACUCGAGAUAGUCUGCAACGCGGAGGGAGUAUUAUUCAUUGAGGCUGAAACCGCUACUACCAUAGAUGACUUGGGCGAUUUUGCACCGCGCUCGAAACUUGGGCAGCUGGUUCCAACAGUCGACUAUUCUGGAGAUAUCUCUUCUUUUCCACUCGUUCUGUUACAGGUGACAAGCUUCAAACAUGGAGGGGUUUGUCUUGGUGCUGCAUUUCAACAUACUUUGGUGGAUGCGCGAUCUGUCAUUUAUUUCAUGAAAAGUUGGUCUAACAUAACCCGAGGCCUACCCAUUAAUGUUACCCCAUUCAUUGACCGCACCCUUCUCCGAGCCCGGGUGCCACCAGCUCCUGCAUUUCACCAUGUUGAAUACGAUCCAUCUCCUCCCUUGAACACAUCUAUUUCAACUCCGAAUUGUCAAGCUGGUCCCAAACUUUCAUCUACAUCUAUUUUCAAAAUCACUGCUGAUCAGCUGAAGACCUUAGAAUCCAAGGCAACCAUGAAUGGCAACACAACAAAAGCAAAUCGUAGCACAUACCACGUCCUGACUGCACAUAUGUGGCGUUGCGUGUGCAAAGCGAGGGGCCUCUCGGAUGAUCAAGUGACCAAGUUAUACAUUCCAAUCGAUGGACGGUCCAAAUUACAUCCACCUAUUCCACCAGGCUACCUUGGCAAUGUUAUCUUCAUAGCUGCAACAACUGCUCUAUCAGGUGUUCUCCAAUCCGAACCAUUUGCGGAUACAAUACAAAGAAUCAACAGAACGGUAAAACGGAUGGACGACAAGUAUAUGAGAUCAGCUCUUGAAUACAUAGAAAGUGUGCCUGAUAUGGAAACUCUUGUGCGAGGAGCACAUACUUUUCAGUCCCCGAACCUCAACAUCAAUGGCUGGAUGCGACUUCCGGUAUAUGCUGCAGAUUUCGGAUGGGGUCGCCCCAUGCACGUGGGCUUGGCAAAUGUCAUCGACGAAGGACAAAUAUAUAUCAUACCAAGCCCGGUUGAUGAUGGGAGCUUGUCAUUGGUGGUUUGCUUGGAGACAUCCCACAUGAAACACUUUAAGAAGUCUCUUUACGAUUUCUUAUUGCCAUUUGAGAAAAUCAAUUCUCGCUAUUAGUUUGUUCUCCCUAUCAUUAUGUACCUUUGGAAAGCAGAGGCUUUCCUUUCAAGAAGAUUUGGUCAAGACGGGUAAUUUGCUUGUGGUAAAUCAUGGACUGAUGAUGUUUGAAACCUAAUCGCAUCAUGAAAGGUGUCACCUAGUUUUCUUUUCCCUUUCUUUCUCACUUUUUCAUCUUCAACAGUCCAUCAUCACAGGACGAAGUUUAGAGAUUAAUCACUUAAGUAAGUAAAUGAAUUCGGAAGCACGCAAUUAUUUGUUGA
Messenger RNA from Theobroma cacao (cacao), 1903 nucleotides. Its product is annotated as hydroxycinnamoyl CoA quinate transferase-like. NCBI's taxonomy places the organism in Eukaryota, Viridiplantae, Streptophyta, Magnoliopsida, Malvales, Malvaceae. Gene Ontology annotation, molecular function: acyltransferase activity, transferring groups other than amino-acyl groups. The record is from RefSeq and is a predicted model, not a curated record.